AUGGGUCUAAUUGAUAAACCCUGGUUAUUGUCUACGAUCAAUUUAAAAGAAUAUGAAGAACCACUGCCAGGACCUUCAAAAGUUGGAAGACCUUUUAAAUGCUUUAGCGAAUGUGGUACAAGAGCUAAGCAAAAUAAGGCAAGAGCAUUAACAACAAGUUGUAGCACUAAUAAACUGUCUUUUGCUGUUCAGAUGAGUCUUAGAAAAUGUGGAAAGCGAAAUGCAGCAGUUAUUGUAGGCCAAGUGACUGAAGAAAGUUCCCCAAAACGUGUGGCGAAAUUAAAAAAGAUAUUGAGUGCAACAGAACUUGAUAAAUCCAAAGGUCUUACACCAGAGCAAGCCUUGUCGUUGAUAAUCAACACAAAAUCCAGUAAGGCCACGUAUUUGGCCUACAGAAUGGCAGCCAAAAGUUGUAACAAUAACAUAUAUCCAUCUUGGAAUAAAGUCUUGGCGGCAAAGUCUAAAUGCUAUCCUCAUCCUGGACAAGUUAUUGUUGAAGAUAUGGGCGUUGAAAUUAAUCUUCAAGAACUUCUCAAUUUGACAGCCCACCGCUUAUGCACGUUACAAAAAGACGUAUUAGAAACGUUUUUUGGGAAGCAACUUACUUUAGUAUGUAAGUGGGGUCUGGAUGGAAGUUCAGGACAGAGCAAUUACAGACAAAUGACAAAUAUUGGUAGUGGUGAUUCAUCUGUGCUCAUUGCUUCCCUUGUUCCUGUUCAAUUACGAGAUAGCCGGCAAAAAACAAAAAUAUUGUGGCAAAAUCCCGUGCCUUCGUCAACAAGAUUUUGCAGAGCAAUUAAGUUCGUUUUCGCUAAAGAAACUCCCGAGUUAACGCGAAAUAUUACUGAAGGGAUCCAGGCACAAAUUGAGAAAUUACAAAAUUUUAUUCAUGGAAACAUUUCUAUCAGUUUUUACCUUGUUUUAACAAUGGUAGAUGGAAAAGUUUGCCACAACCUGACUGGAACUAAAUCAACUCAAAGCUGUUAUAUAUGUGGCGCUACACCGAAAGAAAUGAACGCUUUAGAUAAAGUCGAGAAAAAGCUUCCAAAAACAGAAAAUUAUUGUUUUGGUUUGUCAAGUCUGCAUUCCUGGAUUCGUUUUUUUGAGUGUUGCCUGCAUGUGGGAUAUAGAAUGGAAAUUAAAAGUUGGCAAACCAGGGGUGAAAAUAGAACGAAAAUGGAGACAAGAAAGAAGCUGAUUCAAGACAAAUUUAAAACAGAACUUGGAAUUCUUGUUGACCAGCCUAAGCCUGGAUAUGGAUCGACGAAUACUGGAAAUACUGCCAGGGCAUUUUUUCUAAAUGAAAAAAAAGCAGCAGAAAUUACUGGAGUUGACCAAGAAAUUGUUCAUAGAUUCCAUAUAAUACUACAGACGAUAUCUUGUGGUUAUGAAGUGGACCACGAAAUAAAAGAUUCAGCAAAACAUACAAACGAAGAUUUACUUAAUUAUUUUGUGUUAUCCUCAGAUCCCAUUAUAUCACACUUAUCGCUAAAAGAUAACAUGUCAAAAAACAAAAUAAAAGUUGAUUCUGAAGUUUUAAAUAUGCUAAAAGCUCCUCCAAAAUCAUUUAGUGUAGGCUCAGUUUCGUCUGAUUCGGACGCUGAUUAA
Messenger RNA from Brassicogethes aeneus, 1608 nucleotides. NCBI's taxonomy places the organism in Eukaryota, Metazoa, Arthropoda, Insecta, Coleoptera, Nitidulidae. The record is from the annotation of a GenBank genome assembly.